AUAGUAAGAGCUGUCGGGAAGACCUGAAAGUAGCCGGGGAAGGUGGAGAGGAAGGGGUCGGCUUGCUUGGACAGUGGGCAAAUAUAACACAGUAGCAUGCCAGCAUUACCACUAGAUGAGCUCCAGUUUACUGAGAAGGAUUUGCUGACUGGGAAGCUGAAAACUUUACCAGCACUGCAUCCAGAAAAGAAAACAGAACGCUCUUUUGUGCUCUAUAAGCCACCACCUAAAGCCAGAGAUCCUGCACUGCUGGAGGAGUUCUUAGAACGGGCCAAGUUCAUCGCAGAUGAUCUGGAUUGGCUUUUGGCUCUGCCUCAUGAUAAAUUCUGGUGUCAGGUAGUUUUUGAUGAGACACUCCAGAAAUGUUUGGAUUCAUACUUGCGCCAUGCCCCUCGCAAGUUCGACAAGGUAGCAGAUUCGCCUCCAGAAGUGAAUGACUUAAUGGAGCACCUUCAUCGGAAUGUUUUCCUAACUUUCCUCCGAAUGUCCACUCACAAGGAAUCCAAAGAUCAUUUCAUCACACCAUCUGUUUUUGGAGAAAUCAUUUACAAUAACUUCUUGUUUGAUAUUCCCAAAAUUCUGGAUCUGUGUGUGCUCUACGGAAAAGGCAACAAUGCUCUGCUCCACAAGAUGAUUGAAAACAUCUUUAUUCAGCAGCCAAGCUACUUCAGUGACUUAGAUGAAACGGUGCCUACAGUUCUUCAGGUAUUCAGCAACAUUCUCCAUACGUGUCGCUUGCAAUGUGAAGGAGCCUCUGCUAAGCCACAGAAACUAGAGGAAAAGAUCAGGAUGACUCCUGGGGAUAUGCCUCUGAAGGAGCUGAUGGACAUUGUGCUGUACUUGUGUGAUACGUGUAUCACCCUUUGGGCCUUUCUGGAUGUGUUUCCAUUGGCUUGCCAAACAUUCCAAAAGCAUGACUUCUGUUACAGGCUUGCUUCUUUUUAUGAGCUGGUGAUACCUGAACUGGAGUCUGUAAUUAAGAAGAGAAGACAUGAGGACAGCAGCUUAAUGCUGGACAUGUGGAGGAGGCUGUCUCAUUCAAGAAAGAAGGUGGUGGAAGUUUUCCAUAUUAUUGUUAACCAGCUGUGCCUUCAGCCUAUCUUGGAAAACAGCUAUGAUAAUGUUCAGCCUUUUAUUGAAGAGUUCCUUCAGAUCUUCACCUCAGUGCUUCAGGAGAGGAGGUUUCUCCGUGACUAUGAUGAGUUGUUUCCUGUGGCAGAUGAUGUGAGCCUCCUCCAGCAAGCCUCCUCCAGUUUGGAUGAAACCCGGACAACUUACAUUCUGAAAGCUGUGGAAGGUGCCUGGGAGGGAGUAGAUAGGAGGAAAGAAACGACGAAAGGCCCAUCCAUGCCAGAAGAAACAGCUGGAACUUCAGCAACACCGCCCAGCAGCAACAAGGGGCUGGAGAGGCUCAUAGAAGAUCCUGUAGAGUGUGCUGGAGCAGCUGUGAUGCCAUCAGCCAGGGUCUCCGGGGUAGAGCUGGAUUCUCUGAUCUCCCAAGUGAAAGAUUUGUUACCUGAUCUUGGAGAGGGCUUUGUCCUGGUCUGCCUGGAAGAAUACAACUAUGAUGUUGAACAGGUGAUCAACAACAUUCUCGAAGACAAACUAGUGGCAUCCCUGCAGAAGCUGGACCAUGCAAUGCCAAGGCCAUUGAAACAAGAUCCAACCCCUCUAGUCACUGCACGAUGCAAUAUUUUCCAGAAUGAUGAAUUUGAUAUUUUCAGCAAAGAUUCUGUGGACAUGUCCCGGAUACAGAAAGGCAAACGAAGUGACAAAGCCACAACCAAAGGUUUACUGAAUGACAAGAGCAUUGUGGCUGAACAGAGGGAGCGCUACAGUCAGUACUCUGUGAUAGUGGAGGAGGUCACAGAGCAGAGUGGAGAAGGCCUUUUCUACCAGGACGAUUAUGAGGAUGAAUAUGAUGAUACCUAUGAUGGCAACCAGGUGGGAGCAAAUGAUGCCGAUUCAGACGAUGAGCUGAUCAGUAGGAGGCCGUUUACCAUCCCUCAGGUGCUGAGGUCAAAAGAGCAGGGAGAGGAGGAGGAGGAAGAGGAAGAAGAGGUGGAAACAAAUGCAAAGGAAGCUACGAAGGACCACUUUGUGCAGGAUCCGGCAGUGCUGAGAGAGCGAGCUGAAGCCAGGCGGAUGACCUUCCUUGCACGGAAAGGGCAUAAGCCAGACAACUCAGCAGCUGUUGCUGGUGGCGCCAAAGGACAUGGCCAGAGCCGAGAGACAGUACAGGAGCGGAGGAAAAAAGAAGCCAACAAGGGGGCCAGGGCUAACCAUAACCGGCGAGCCAUGGCCGACAGAAAGCGUAACAAAGGCAUGAUCCCAUCCUGAAGAAUGGGAGAAGGGGGCCCUAUACCUAGUCACCUCAUAGUCGACAUGGAAGGCAUCAUACUCCCAAAUCCAGCACUUAUCCCCUAUGAAAGGGCUCCUGCCUAACAGUCUGACUCUGGUUACUGCCCGCGUAUGUAACACGUUUGAUCUCAUUACAUGGGAGAACUGCAACAGCUGCGUGUUGUGAUAUUUAUAAUGAUACUUUUAUUCCCACUCAAGGAACCUUGCUGUUCUUUCAGCUGACCUAUAAAUUCUCUUUCGGUACAGAUAAUGCAAGUGCCUUGUUCCACCAGGCCAAUUUGCAUUCAGUCCAGCAUUGUUUCCAGCAGUCGGAAGCUGGAUGCCUCCGGGGAGCUGCAUAAGCAGGGCGUGAAGGCAGUGGCCAGCCCCUGCUCUGACUUCACUAUCAGUCAUUCAGGGACAUCGCAGGCAGUGACUAGGGAGGCUCUCCAUAGGCUGCCACCACUCUGGUAUGGAUCUCCUUGGGAUGCCCAGAGCACCCACCUUGACCCCUUAUCCACUCUUGCCCAAUAGGGUAUACUUUAUAUGGGACUGGAUGAGGCAUGAGGACCCAGGCAGAAUAAUAGACGCUGUUUAAGAUAUCUAGUAACAACUGCAAUUCAAGUAACAUGUAAAAUAUUGAGAACAGUAAAGGUAGGUAAGCAAACAAAAUAAAACACCCUAACACCUCUGUCUAGACUGUUCCUAGCUGUCUCUUGGUGACUGGCUUCAAGCUGACUCCCCCCUUCCUGGAUGAGGGAUUCCUCCGUCUGCAGCAGCCUUUCCCCACCUCUGCUCCCUAGGAGUGAACCAUCUUCCACUUUGGGCAAGGCCUUUGAUCCCUUCUUCCCAGGCACCACCCUCUACUGGUGUAAGCUUUCCCUCCAGAUUCCCUGCUAACCAAUCACAGAGUCCAAAG
Gekko japonicus is the source of this 3259-nucleotide messenger RNA. RefSeq names its product activating signal cointegrator 1 complex subunit 2 (gene ASCC2). Gene Ontology annotation, molecular function: ubiquitin binding. The coding region runs from base 97 to 2340 and encodes 747 amino acids. Gene Ontology annotation, biological process: regulation of DNA-templated transcription. The transcript has 19 exons. NCBI's taxonomy places the organism in Eukaryota, Metazoa, Chordata, Lepidosauria, Squamata, Gekkonidae. The record is from RefSeq and is a predicted model, not a curated record.